This is a messenger RNA of Auxenochlorella protothecoides, 3777 nucleotides long. Its product is annotated as Cytosolic non-specific dipeptidase. Gene Ontology annotation, molecular function: protein binding; peptidase activity. Gene Ontology annotation, biological process: proteolysis; glutathione catabolic process. The record is from RefSeq and is a predicted model, not a curated record. Lineage: Eukaryota; Viridiplantae; Chlorophyta; Trebouxiophyceae; Chlorellales; Chlorellaceae. Bases 1 to 3777 code for a protein of 1258 amino acids. The transcript has 12 exons.
AUGGCGUUUUAUGGGAUCGACCCCAUCCUGGUUGCGGACGUGGUCCUCUGGCCUGCCCGCUCCAUCAUCAAGCAAUCUUACGACGCACGGGAGCGCAAGAACGACAGCAAUCUGCCCCACCACCUGGGGUACGGCAACCUCAAUGGCGACGGCUUCGGCAUCGGCUGGUUCUCCACCUCGCUGAGUCAGCGCCCCGACUCCGCCAACCCCUGCGUCUUCACCUCCAUCACCCCUGCCUGGAACAACGAGAACCUCAACCGCCUGGCCACCAAGAUCGAGAGCCGGCUCGUGUUUGCGCACGUGCGCGCCGCCUACCCGGGCAUGCCCGUGUCGGAGCAGAACUGCCACCCCUUCCAGUGGGGCCGCUUCCUCUUCAUGCACAACGGCGUGGUGGCGGGGUUCAUGCAGGUGCGGCGCCACCUGCUGGCCCUCCUCUCCGACGCCGCCUAUAACGCGGUGCAGUCCUUUCACUCCGACUCCGCGGUCUGCUUCGCGCUCUUCCUGAACCAGCUGCCGGACAUGCACGCUGCCCCCAACCCCGUGGUCAUGCUCAAGGCGUUGGAGGACACCAUCUCCAUCAUCCAGGAGACGCAGAGCCAGCACGGCAUCGCCGGCAACUCGCUGCUCAACUUCUGUGUGUCAGACGGCGCCACGCUGGUGGCCACGCGCUACACCUCCAGCCCCGACGAGGAGCCUGCCUCGCUGUACUACGCCGAGGGCUGCAGCUACGACCGCAGCAAGGAGGGGGUGGAGGAGUCGGGCAUCGCCUCCGCCGCCGCCGCCGCCUCCGACCCGGGCGGGCAGCGCGACAGCGGCACGGCCAACGCCAGCUCCAAGGCCGUUGCGGGCGAGGGCGACUACCACCUGACCUACUCGGAGCUGGGGUCGCGCGUUUGCCUGAUCGCAUCGGAGCCAGUCACCUCCAGCGGGUCGGACUGGGUGGAGGUGCCGCGCAACACUGCGUUGGUGGUCUGCCGCGAGACCAGUGGCGUGCUGUGCGUCAUGCGCUCGCCGCUGGUGGCCGGCGCGGAGAACCCGCGCCGCGCGGAGGUGUACCGCUGCCUGGAGGCGGUGACGCUGGCCGCCGGGGUCAAGCCGGGCGCGCGAGAGCCGGUGCGCGCGCCUCGCGUGGCGGGCGUGGUCCCCGAGGCGGGGGUUUCGUCGCACGCAGACCAGGACGCGUCCACGCAGCCGCCACCCAGCAGCGCGUCACUGGAGCGCCACCUGCUGACGGGGCACUCCGGCACGGUGAUGGCGCUGUGCGCCUCGCACGACCUGCUCUUCUCGGGGGCCACGGACUGCAGCAUCAAGGUGUGGAGCCUGCAGUCGCUGGCCUGCGUCGCCACGCUGCGCGGGCACCGCGACCCCAUCCGCGCGCUGACCGUCUGCGGUACCCACCUGGCCUCGCUGGGGGCCAAGACGCUGCGCCUCUGGGCGCUCUCCUCCGACUUCACCUGCGCCUCCGUCCUGGCCGUCGCAGACGUGACGGGGAACGCCAAGACCGUGGUCGCGCCCUGCCCAGCGGCCACUGCCUCGGCCGCCGCCUGGGUCUACGUCGGGAGCCAGGACUGCCGCGCCACGGGGCAUGCGGGCGCGGUGACGGCGCUGGCCGCCAGCGGCGAGGUGCUCUUCUCCGCCUCUGCAGACUCCACCAUCCGGGUCUGGCGCCUGCCGAACCUGACCCACGAGCGCGUCCUGCGCGGCCACAGGGGCUCCGUGCUGGCGCUGCACCUGGCGGGCGGCGUGCUGCUGAGCGGCGGGCGGGACGCGGUGAUCCGCGUCUGGGAUUGCGGCACGCUGGUCUGCCGGCGCACGCUGCCCGGCCACCGCGGCGACGUGCUGGCGCUGACCAGCGUGGGCAUCGCCGUCCCCGCCGGCGGGGCGGGGGAGUACGCAGACCUGCUGUCCCCCGGCCUGGCCUCCCCCCUGGCCAGCGCCGCCGACAUCAGCCCCGCUAACCCCCUGUUUCUAGGUGCGGGGGGCGUCGGGGCCGGCAACGGCAUCGGCAACGCAGGGAGCACCACGUCCAACCUUCACCGCCGCCAGCCGCUGCUGUACGCCAGCGCCAGCGCCGAUGGCUGCGUCCGGCUCUGGGACGCGGCGACCUUUGCCUGCCUGCGCGUGCUGGGGGGCGGCCCCGGCGCUUCCCCUGUCAUGGCCUGCGCGCUGACCGAGACACAUGCCGCCGCGGCGCUGCCGGACGGCGUCAUUCGCCUCUAUGCGUGCGACGACCUAUUUGUGGCCGCCGCCGGGCGGGCGCUGGGCGUGCCUGUCGAGGCGGGGGAGCCGGGGAGGGGCGGGGUUGAGGCCAGGACUCGGCGGGGGCAGGGCGCCGCGCCCAAGCCCGAGGCGGGGGACGUGGUCACCAAGAUGGAGAGGGAGCUGGAGCGCGCGCUGCGCACCUUCAUCCGGCUCAGGACCAUUUCCGUCGACCCCAGCAAGUCGGAGGACUGCUUCCGGGGCGCCAAGUUCCUGCACCGCCUGCUGGAGGGGCUGGGCGCCGAGGUCAAACUGGUGCAGCCCAUGGAGGGGAAGAACCCGCUGGUCAUCGCCAGGCUGGGGCGCUGCCCCACCAAGCCCACCGUCACCUUUUAUGGUCACUACGAUGUGCAGCCGGCGCUGGAGCCGGAGUGGCAGACCGACCCCUUUGAGCUCUCCUCCAUCGAUGGCCACCUAUAUGGUCGGGGUGUGAGCGACAACAAGGGUCCCGUCCUGGCCUUCAUCUAUGCUGUCAAGGAGCUGCUGCAUGAGCAUGAGGCCGAGCUGCCGGUCAACGUCGCCUUCCUCAUUGAGGGCGAGGAGGAAAACGGGUCCACCGGCUUCCACGAGGCGGUGUCCGCCCACCUGGGCUGGUUCGAGGGCUCCCAGAUCGUCAUCAUCUCCAACACGCUGUGGGUGGGGGAACGCGUGCCGUGCCUGACCUACGGCAUGCGCGGCAUGAUCAGCGCGUCCAUCGAGGUGCAUGGCCCGGCGCGUGACCUGCACUCCGGCAACGAGGGCGGCGUGUUCAGCGAGCCCCUGGCGGACCUGACCAAGGUCCUGGCCUCGCUGGUGGACGCGCGGGCCAACAUUCUGGUCCCAGGCUUCUACGACGCGGUGCGCCCCGGCAUGCUAGACGCGGCGAUGCGCCGCCUCCCUGCCUCCCACGAGUUCAGCCUGGAGGGCUACCGCGCCCAGAUCGGGGUGCGGCGCCUGACCGCGGGGCGCAGCGAGUGGGACCUGCUGGCCGCGCGCUGGUGCCUGCCCAGCCUGUCGGUGGUGGACGUGCGGGUGGGGUCGGGGGACGACCCCGCGCGCUCCGCGCACUACCGCUUCGGCCCCACCCGCUUCUCCGUCAUCCCCCGCGCCGCCGUGGGCCAGGUGGCCAUCCGCUUCGUCCCCGCGCAGCGACCCGAGAGCCUGGUGGAGCACCUGAGGGCCCACGUCGCCCACGAGUUCGCCAAGCUGCGGACGGGGAACGAGAUUGCGGUCAAGGUGCACUCCAUCGGCGACUGGUGGGAGGCGGACGAGGCCUCGCCCUACACCAAGCUGGCUGAGCGAGUGGUGCAGGAGGAGUGGAGUACCACCCCCCUGCUCGUCAGAGAAGGUGGGACCAUGCCCGUGGCGAGAAAGCUGGAAAAAAUGCUGGGCGCGCCGGUGCUCAUGCUGCCCAUGGGCCAGUCCUCCGACAACUGCCACCUAGCGAACGAGCGCAUCCAGCGCGUCAACCUGCUGCGCGGGAAGAACGUGGUCAAGCGCCUGCUCAUGGAGGCGCCCCGCGCCAAGGCCGCGCAGUGA